AAACAGCUUUACCUACGUAACUACUCAGACGCACCAUAAAAUGCAAUCGAUAUGGCUUUCGCAUAAAAACACACAUUUAUAACAACACUAUUGAUGUAUUUUCGCAAACACAUUCUGAGGUCAUAUUACACUGCAAGCCUUUCACAGGAGACACAGUGGGGAAGCAAAGGGAGUGUGGCAGAGGAACCAUCACAAGGACCGAGAAGAGUGCUAGGAUCACAGUCAUAGGAGCGGGUCCCACUCGGGUCGAGGAAAGUCUGAGUUACAGUUGGUAUAACAGUCUGCAGUGAUCAUGUUACAGUCGCAACAAGAACGAUCAAUGGACAACACGAUGACUAUAUUGCAAACAUAAAAGCAGUGAUCACACUAUUCCGGGAUUGUUUGUAUUGCAUCAAAUUAGUGGUGAGAGACGGUCAACACAGUGAUUGCACACUUGAUCACAGCAGUGCUCCUACUCUUCUCCAUACAGAGGGGCUAUGAGACUGAGAAGGAGCUUUUUUGACAGCCAGUUAAUACUUGUCCUCAACAUCGUCACAAACUAUGCCUGGCUGCUGCCAUCGCCGUGGAGAAUUUCCAUGGAGUCUGUAAACAUGAGGCACUUGCUCAAGUGGCACCGUCAACAGUCCCCAUGCAGCUCUAUCAUCUACUCUGUGCAGUUCCAGGGGGAAUUUGAGCUGAGGAUCUUGAAUGGAAGUUGGGAGGACGCGGUUGGUUGUCAGCGCGUCACGCAGACGGAGUGCGACCUGACCUUUGACCUUGGUUCUGACUCAGACUACAACAUCCGCGUGCGGGCAGAGUGCGGAAGGCGUGUGUCACCGUGGGCUGAGCUCGGGAGGCCAUUCAACAGGAGAGAGACAAUCCUGACGGUGCCAGCUAUAACUGUGACCACCAUGGGAGAUGCCCUGCAGGUGACUUUCAAAAGCCUUCCCCUGACCGUGGGAGUGACUGUGUCUAUCUGGAAGAGAGGCGAGUUGGUCAGGGGCAAGGCCUCCUUGCGUGUGAUCACAGUGCAACAGAAUCCGCUCUACAUCGACGCCCUGCAGGAGGGAGCAGUGUACUGCGUCAAAGCCCAGGCCCAUCUGGACACCCACAGCAAAAGCAGCAGCACUGACACACAGUGCGUCUCCAUCACAGGUCCUGGACCUACCUGGCUGAAGCCCACUACGGUGACUGUUAUCGUGGUGAUAUUGGCCGGCCUGGUGUUUUUUCUCUCUUGGUCAGUAACCCACUGUAGCCCAGAGGCCUGCUACGCCUAUUUCCGCAAGGAGCCACAGCCCACCGCACUGCUCCUUGAUUGGCCGCUCACAAGAGUCAAGAUCUAUCCCCAAGAUGAGCUUCGUGAACCAAUCCACACCGUCCUUUUAACUGAGCAGCAAAGAGGACUGAGCAGCAGUGAGCCAUCCAGUCAAUUGGAUAAGUGGACACAAUCUAUAUGUUCAGAAGGCACAGACAGACCAUAUCAAGUUUGAUUGAUACUGUAGGUUAAUAAGAAGGGUCAGAAGUGAUGAGUCUGGAUUGGAGAAGCCAGGAGGCCGGCAGUUGCUCAGAGGGAGACAGAAGGGUCCUGUGUGGCUCAGUUGGUUAGGGCAAUGACGCUUGUAACUCCAGGGUUGUGGGUUCGAUUCCCAUGGGGGACCAGUAUGAAAAGUGUAUGCACUCACUUCUGUAAGUCUGCUAAACGACAAACGUCAAUGUACAAUGUACAAUUUAGUAUUUGUGUUCUAGAUAAGUCCGAGAUGUAUAUGGGUGAUUCUACAGAAGUGGUGCAAAUUGCAGUCCCACCCCCCAAAAAAACUGUUACGUCUCCAAACUUAGGAACUUUAUUUACAUCAUGAUAUGUUCUAAUUCAAUCUAAGGCAAUAACAAACAUAUUGUUAAUUAAUAUAAUACAAAGUCAUCGUUUAUGCACUAUUUCUAUUGACGGGUGGCUAUUCCAAACCAUGUCUCCUAAACUCCAUGUUUUGAAAAUAAAGCAAUGAAUGAUUUUAGUAAUUUUUUAUUUCAGUUGAACAUCUCGACUUGUUUUAUUGAAAGAUACUGAUCUCACUACCGAAAUGCACACACUAAAAGCCUGUAGAAUGAAUGUGCCUUGAGCCCUACAAAUAUCACCAGGUGAUGGGAUGGCACCCCUCUACGUGGCCACAUGGCGAGUAGUCUGUCUGCAACGAUUUUGGAGAAAAUCAGUGAGCAAGUUGGUAAAUCUUCAUGUAUUUUGAAGAAGUGUCACUACCUAAUCUAAUAUAUCAACAAAUAUGUAAAGUACGGUUUUGGGACAGAAAUAUACAGUAUGUUUGCUGGGAUGUACAUCUGUCCAAAUGAAAGAUCGCCCUCCAUAUGUUAACUAUGGGGAUUCUUUAUUAAAGGCCAAAAUAAGUCAAAAUUGUCCAAACUGAAAUGGUCACAACCCAAACAAUUGACACCAUUAGUGAUGUGUGGGUCAGCUGUUUGUUCACCUGCCCGCAAACGCUAAUAACCCUUCUGCAACCGGCAGACUGUGAUAAAUGUACCUUUUUAGAUAGGCUUAUGUUUCUGCUUAUAAUUAUAGGCAUUUUGGGAGUCAACUUGUCUAUAUUUAGAUACAUGCAGCUUCUCUUCUGUCAUUACUUGUUGCCCUAGAAUACUAAAUAAACCC
Salvelinus fontinalis (brook trout) is the source of this 2632-nucleotide messenger RNA. RefSeq names its product cytokine receptor family member B16 (gene il20rb). Gene Ontology annotation, molecular function: interleukin-20 binding. The record is from RefSeq and is a predicted model, not a curated record. Lineage: Eukaryota; Metazoa; Chordata; Actinopteri; Salmoniformes; Salmonidae. Bases 477 to 1469 code for a protein of 330 amino acids. The transcript is spliced from 7 exons.